UGUUUGUCUCAGAGAUUAGCCGUCCUUUAACGUUUACCCACACAACUCUCAGACGCGGGAACCAUUUCCUCUUCUAUUUUCUACAUUCUUCUCUUUCUCUUUCUUCAUCGUGCCGGCCUCAAUCUCUCUCUCUCUCUCUCCCUCUCGCGAGAGGUUGCUAACCAAACAAUCAGUGAAUGUUCCUUUAAAUUUUCAAAUCUCUUUGUUUCUCUCUCCUUCUGUUCGGGGGAUUCGAUUGGCUAUGUUUGACGAUGGCAUCUUCGGCUUCCGGCGGGGUGAGAUCAUCAACGGGAACUCACAGAGCAGAGAGAGUGCUACAGCAGCACAUUCCGCCUCUUAGUCAAGGCUCUUUUUCUUCCUCUUUGAAUUUACCAUCCAAAAGUGUCAAUUAUGGAGUUCGCUCCAAGGACAGACCUUCCUCUUCUUUUUCCAGGCGCUCUGUCACUCCUAAUUCUCGCUCUUUCUCCACUCAGGAUGACAACGAUCCUGUAAGAGUAAGGGUUGCUGUUAGACUUCGACCAAAGAAUUCAGAGGAUCUCAUUUCAGAUGCUGAUUUUGCUGAUUGUGUUGAAUUGCAGCCAGAGCUAAAGCGUUUGAAGUUGAGAAAAAACAACUGGAGCUCUGAAUCAUACAAAUUUGAUGAAGUUUUUACAGAAACUGCUUCUCAAAAGCGUGUUUAUGAAGCGGUGGCUAAACCUGUAGUUGAGGGUGUAUUGAAUGGAUAUAAUGGGACAGUUAUGGCUUAUGGUCAAACGGGUACUGGCAAAACAUACACGGUUGGAAGACUGGGUAAAGAUGAUGCAGCUGAGCGUGGUAUUAUGGUCAGAGCAAUGGAGGAUAUAAUGGCAAAUACAUCUUCCAUAUCUGAAAUUGUGGAAAUGUCAUAUUUACAGUUAUAUAUGGAAUCAAUACAAGAUCUUCUUGCACCUGAAAAGAGUAAUAUUCCUAUCAAUGAGGACCCAAAGACAGGGGAAGUUUCAUUGCCAGGCACUGCUGUAAUUCAAGUUCAAGAUCUAGAUCACUUUGAGCAGUUACUGCAAGUUGGUGAGUCAAACAGGCAUGCAGCUAAUACAAAGUUAAAUGCAGAAUCAUCCCGCAGUCACGCAAUUCUUGUGGUUUAUGUUCGACGAUCUAUCCAUGAAAAGAUAGAUGGACAAGGUAAAAUGGAAAAAAAUGAUUUACCAGGAGACAAAGGUAUACCCAUGGUUAGAAAGAGCAAGCUGCUGAUUGUGGAUCUUGCAGGAUCUGAAAGAUUAGACAAAUCUGGUAGUGAAGGUCACUUGCUUGAAGAGGCUAAAUUCAUUAAUCUCUCACUCACUUCUCUUGGAAAAUGUAUAAAUGCAUUGGCAGAAAACAGUCCUCAUAUACCAAUAAGGGAUUCUAAGCUGACAAGACUUCUUCGUGACUCCUUUGGAGGAUCUGCAAGGACCUCCCUAAUAAUAACAAUUGGGCCAUCUGCACGACAUCGUGCAGAGACCACUAGCACAAUCAUGUUUGGGCAGCGGGCUAUGAAAAUAGUAAACAUACUAAAGCUUAAAGAGGAAUUUGAUUAUGAAAGUUUAUGCCGGAAGCUUGAGACUCAAGUAGAUCAUCUUACUGCAGAAAUUGACAGACAACAGAAGCUGAGAGACAUUGAAAAAUAUAACUUGGAGAAGAAGCUGAUUGAGUAUCAAAAUUCUUUUGCUGAAGCUGAAAAGGAUCUGGUCACAAGAUGUGAGGUUCUACAGAAGGAAAAUGCUCACCUGGAACUGGAGAUGAAAGAUAUCUUAAAGGAGUUGAACCUUCAAAAGGAUCAUAACAAGCUGGCGCAUGAUAAGAUUACUCAAUUAGAAAUGAGUCUGGAACAUAGCAUGCAGCACCAGCUUGAAAAUUCUACUUAUCAAAAAGUAUUGGCUGAUACCACUCAAAUGUAUGAGAAGAAGAUGGUCGAGUUAAUUAAGCAACAAGAAGACGACCAGGCGAUAUUUGAAAGUGCUCAGGAACAACUGGAUGAGAUGAAGAAGCUCCUACAUGAUUAUCAAAAGUCAAUUCAAGAACAAGAGAUCAAAAUCUCUACAUAUCAGAAGGCGCUUAGUGACACCGCGCUGAUGUACGAGAAGAAAAUAGAAGAGCUCACUAAACAGUUAGAGAACGAGCAUGAUAGAUUUGGAGGUGCAGAACAACAAUUGAAGGAAACAAAGAAGCUUUUAAGUGAUCAUCAAAACUCAGUGCAGGUCCAGGAAGAGACUGUUGAACUUAAGAAAAUGAUAAAAGAAAUAUCUGAGCUACAUCAAUCAACAAGAAAUGAACUUCAAUCUGUGAAAGCAAAUUAUGAUGAUCUAUUUCAAGAGAAGGAAAAAAUUAGUGAAGAACUUCAAGCUGCGAGGCAAAGGCUUCUAUCUGAAGAGAAGCAGAGGAAGGCUAUUGAAAAUGAGCUGAUCAAACUAAAGAAUGUAGCACCUGAAAAUGAUGACUUAGAGGAUAAGAAAUCACAUAUAAAUGAAACUCAUGAUAAAGGAUCUUCGGUCUUUGGGACUACAAUGAGUUUACAGAAGUCAAGUCCCUUAAGGGAGAAGCUCUCUGGUCAAAGGGCCACAAUUGCCAAGAUAUGUGAAGAAGUUGGGCUUCAGAAGAUUUUACAGCUAUUAACUUCUGAAGAGACAGAAGUUCAGAUUCAGGUUGUCAAAGUGGUAGCCAAUCUUGCUGCUGAAGAUAUAAAUCAAGAGAAGAUUGUCGAGGAAGGUGGCUUAGAUGCAUUGCUAAUGCUGUUGCAGGCAUCAGAACACCCAACUAUUCUUAGAGUGGCUUCUGGGGCCAUUGCAAAUUUGGCCAUGAAUGAGAUGAAUCAGGGACUAAUUAUGAGCAGAGGAGGUGCUCGGUUACUAGCAACGAUAGCAUCCAAAACAGAUGAUUCACAAACACUUAGAAUGGUAGCUGGUGCCCUUGCUAAUUUGUGUGGAAAUGAAAGGUUACACAUGAUGCUGAAAGAAGAUGGAGGUAUCAGAGCCCUAGUAGGAAUGGUUGGAUGUGGGAAUAUUGAUGUCAUGGCACAAGUUGCCAGGGGGAUGGCAAACUUUGCAAAAUGUGAAUCUCGAGGAAUCAUUCAAGGACACAGAAAGGGUCGUUCGCUUCUGAUUGAAGAUGGUGCUCUUGAAUGGCUAAUUUCAAACUCAAAUAUCACUUCAGCUUCAGCUCGACGCCAUGUUGAGCUUGCACUUUGUCAUUUAGCCCAAAAUGAGGAUAACGUCAGGGAUUUCAUAACCACUGGAGGAGUUGAAGAGCUUAUUCGGAUCUCCAUUGAGUCAAGUAGAGAAGAUAUCCGCAGCUUAGCUAAGAAAAUACUGAAAACAAGCUCUGCAUUUCAAUCCCAUCACGGUGCAGAAUGAUGGUAAAAUGUAUAAAUUCAGGAUGAACGAUGAUUUUGUCUGUGAAGUAAUAUCUAGCAUUGUAUCGCAGCAGAUACUAGAGCCAGCCUCCUUUUGUUUUGCUAUAAACAAAUGUGUCUAACCAGUACAGCUGAGUUGAAACUAGUGAUUACGCAGUAGUAGUACAGCUGAGCCGAAACUAGUGAUUAUGCAGUAGCGUGCACAUGGAGUAAAACCGCUGGUAAGAAGAAAUAAGAAGACAAAUCUGACUCAUGAUUUUGAAGUUAGUUACCAUCAACAAGGCUAACCAAACUUAGGAAACAAUUAGAUACUUCCGGUUGUUCAUCAGUAUGUAAUUUAUGGCUCUUCUGCAACUGUUGACUGUGUACCCCUGCGUUUCUUUCUUCUUGUAACAUUUAUUUCCACGGGUACAAAUCAGAAACGCAUCAAAUGGUUUUUAAGGCUAUGUUUGGAACCUGGA
Messenger RNA from Carica papaya (papaya), 3825 nucleotides. RefSeq names its product Armadillo/beta-catenin repeat family protein / kinesin motor family protein (gene MRH2). The record is from RefSeq and is a predicted model, not a curated record. Gene Ontology annotation, molecular function: microtubule binding; plus-end-directed microtubule motor activity; ATP binding. Gene Ontology annotation, cellular component: spindle microtubule; mitotic spindle. Gene Ontology annotation, biological process: mitotic spindle assembly; microtubule-based movement; spindle elongation. Lineage: Eukaryota; Viridiplantae; Streptophyta; Magnoliopsida; Brassicales; Caricaceae.